UAAUAAUUAAUUUAGUAUAUAUAUGCAAGGAUCCUCGGUUGAAAUUGCUUAAGCAUAACACAAAAAUGAAUUAGUUCAUCAAUUGCUUGAAUAAGCACAUGAGACAGAAUUUAAAUAAUUAGAUAGUAACUAAGUAGGAAAGGCGAUUGAUUACAUUCUGUAGAACUCCCAUCUUGGAUUUAUUUUUAUUUAUACAGAGAAUCAUCAUAUCUUUGGAUAGAUUUUGAUGACAAAAGAAUAUAAUGUAUACUCAGGGUUGACUUGCUGGUUUUAAUCUGUAAUUUUAUCAUUUAAGAUCAAUCUUAGGUUUAUGUUAAGAAGGAUCAUAGAUAGAAGGGAAUAUUUAAAUAAAUGCAUAAAGAGUUUUUGAAAUAUGCAGCUAAGGAAAAAGCAGGGACAAAAUUAUAUGUUGAAUUAGAGAAUAAAAAUGCAAUAAAAGUUUAUGAGAAAUUAGGAAUGGUGAGAACAGAGGAAACAAUAUUUGAAGAUGAUUUUGUAUUUCAUCCUGUAAAGUAAGGGCAAAUUAAUAAUAGAUUAGAAUUAUUAAUCUUGGUUAAGAUAGUGUGACUAGGACUACAAAUAACAAAAAGGAAAUUGAGGAUUUAAUUAAGAAAGGAAAGAGUGUAUUAGGAAAUGACUUAACACAAUAAUUACACAUUGAGUAUUGUUUAAAUAAUAACAAAAAUUCAUUUGUGAUUACAGAAAACUAAACUGAUUAUUUAAUAGGAUUAUAUUUCUUAGAGUUUAGUGAUUGGAGAAAUGGAGUAUUAUUAUUUAAUUUAAAUAGAUAAUUCUCUGGUUUUAUGAUUUUAUAAGUUCUACUUACAAUAAUGGAAUGAUUAGUAUAAUGUUAAGCAGUAUGUUGAAUUCAAUAAAGUAAAAGCAAAUUAAGUUUAAUCCUGAAGUAAAAGGAAUUAGAAUACUUGUAAAUAGAUCAAAAGGAUAAAGAUUAGAAUAAUUAUUAGAAGUUGUUGGUCUAAAAGAGUCACACUAUUACAUAUAUUAUUAAAAAAGUGAUUGA
Molecule: messenger RNA, 1021 nt
Organism: Paramecium sonneborni
Lineage: Eukaryota; Ciliophora; Oligohymenophorea; Peniculida; Parameciidae
Source: the annotation of a GenBank genome assembly